This is a messenger RNA of Amborella trichopoda, 888 nucleotides long. Its product is annotated as outer envelope pore-like protein. The record is from RefSeq and is a predicted model, not a curated record. Gene Ontology annotation, molecular function: voltage-gated monoatomic anion channel activity. NCBI's taxonomy places the organism in Eukaryota, Viridiplantae, Streptophyta, Magnoliopsida, Amborellales, Amborellaceae. Gene Ontology annotation, biological process: regulation of monoatomic anion transport.
UGAGGUGGCGCCUGCAUUUUCUCUUUUCCUCUCUGAAACUUAGAAAAGAGCCCGCUUCUUCACUUUCUUUCUCUAAAAAUUGAAAAGGGGAGAGAGAAAGUUACCUCCCGCAUAAAUUUUCAAUGGAUACUUCUCUUAGGUAUGGCUCGGAUGGCAAAGCCCUGUGCAUUCAUGCCAAGAAGGACUUCCCAAUAUCUAGUGAUUUGCUCUUCCAGGUUCAUGGGAUUGUUGAUACCAAAACUGGAAAUCCGACUUGUUUGGCUCGGAUAACUAGAGACCUUUUGUCAGAGUUAGCAGAUACACGUGUGGGGUUUGGAGUCAGAUAUGGUGCAGGUGAGAAACUCGCAUAUAAUGUACGUGGAAGGGCAGGACGGCCAAUCACGUCUAGUGGAAUGCUGAGUUUGGAUAUAAAGGGGCGCUAUGAUGCUGACAAAGAUUUGACAGAGAGAAAGACAAGAGGAGCAAUUGAAUUGACUUGGAAGAUACUAAAUUUUAAAGACCAAGAUUUAAGGUUGAGACUUGGUUAUAAUAUUUCUGAAAAGGUACCUUAUUUCCAGAUAAGGGAGAACAAUUGGACCCUCAAUGCGGAUGGUAAUGGUAAAUGGAAUGUGAGAUACGACCUGUAAUUUCACUUAAAACCACAAGAAGUGAUGGACAUAACCACCACAUCAGAUUUUUGGGAGUAAGGGAUUCUCUCCCAUUUGGCCAUCCAUUUCUAAGUCAUUUAUCAUGUAUUCUUGGGGGAUCAAUUAAGAGAUUUGUGCUAUAGCUUCGUGUGUGCAGCGCUAUUUCUUGGUUCUUAUUUUAGUGUUUUGGCCUCAUUUUUCUUUAUCCUUCAACAUUGUCAAAACCAAGCUGGAGUCGCCGUUCAACCCACUUUGUUUGGUU